Molecule: messenger RNA, 1746 nt
Organism: Penicillium alfredii
Lineage: Eukaryota; Fungi; Ascomycota; Eurotiomycetes; Eurotiales; Aspergillaceae
Product: MFS transporter
Exons: 3
Coding region: 1-1746 (581 amino acids)
Biological process (GO): transmembrane transport
Molecular function (GO): transmembrane transporter activity
Source: RefSeq, a predicted model, not a curated record
AUGGAGCCCAGUAGCUCCUCCGUGCAUAGUCCCAAUGACAUGAGCUCGAGUGAAAGUGAUGCGCUGAGUACCAUCCCCACAAGCCGCGAUCGUCGCGGAUCUGAAGACAAUGCUAUUCACCCGGAGACUAUCAGCCGUCGCCAAUCCAAUCUCAACGAGGUCGAGCUGGAACGCAUCAACACCUACCGCCUGCAGCACCGCUCCACUGUAGGCUCGGGCCCAGGACCUCUGCCGCGCGAAAAAUGGCUGCCUCUCGGCGCCGGCAAGCCCUAUCCUCCCUCGUUGCCGGAUCCCGAGCAGUUCGUCGUGGAGUUCACCGACGCCAAUGAUCCGCUGCAUCCGCAGAAUUGGGCGUUGUCGCACAAGGUGCUGCUGUCGGUGGUGCUGGCCUACACGACGUUUGUCUCAUCGUUUGCCAGCGCUAUCUACUCGUCGGCUGUCAGCGAAAUCGGCCCGCAUUUUCAUAUCAGCACCGAAGUGGCCAUCCUUGGCGUCACUCUGUAUGUCUUGGGUUUUGCCUCGGGUCCGACUGUCUGGGCACCCGCCAGUGAGCUGAUCGGAAGACGAUGGCCCAUCUGCGUUGGCGUAUUCGGCUAUUCCAUCUUCACAAUUGCGACCGCUACCAGCAAGGACGUGCAGACUCUGAUGCUGACCCGUUUCUUUGCUGGGUUUUUUGCGGCCAGCCCGAUCGCUAUUGUUCCGGCGGUAUUCGCGGAUAUCUGGAACAACCAGACUCGCGGCGUGGCCAUCGCCAUGUUUGCCAUGGCGGUGUUUGUGGGCCCCUUUGCGUCGCCUUUUACUGGCGGGUUCAUCACGAUGUCAUACCUGGGCUGGCGAUGGACGAUGUACAUUGCGGCGAUCAUGGGAUUUCUGGCCGCAGGGCUGUGCUUUUUGUUUUUGAGAGAGACAUAUGCCCCAGCGAUUCUCGUGGAAAAGGCAGUCACGCUGCGACGGCAGACCCAUAACUGGGGAAUCCGCGCUCGACAGGAGGAAGUCGAGCUGGAUUGGGAGGAGCUGAUCACAAACAAUUUCAGCCGGCCAUUCCGCAUGCUGUUUACCGAGCCCAUUGUGUUUCUGAUUUCUCUCUGGAUGAGCUUUGUAUAUGGCUUGAUGUAUGCCCUUCUCAGCGCCUACCCAGUCGUGUUCCAAGGAAUCCACGGCAUGAACCUGGGUGUCGGGAGUCUCCCUUUUAUCGGUCUGAUCAUCGGAGAACUUUUGGCUGGCGCAUACAUUUUGCUGGACCAAAAGUCGUAUACCAGAAAACUAGCCGCCAACAACAAUAUCCCAAUCCCCGAGUGGCGUCUUCCACCGUCAAUUCUCGGAGGGGUAUGUUUCGCAGUCGGUCUGUUCUGGUACGGCUGGACCGGAUGGACGAACUCCAUCCAUUGGAUGGCACCGACCGCCAGCGGGGUGGUGACGGGAUUCGGGAUCUAUGUGAUUUUCUUGCAGUGCUUCAACUACCUGAUUGACUCGUACCUGACACUUGCGGCUUCGGUCUUUGCGGCAAACACUAUCAUCCGAUCCGCCGUCGGCGCAGCCUUCCCUCUGUUCUCUCGGCAGAUGUUUGUCAAUCUCGGCGUGCAGUGGGCUGGCACGCUUCUUGGAUGUCUUGCUGCUAUCAUGGUGCCAAUUCCGCUAGCGUUUAUUAAAUGGGGGCCCGCUUUGAGGAAGAAGUCCAAGUUUGCGCCCACCUUUGGGCCACUGGCGACGGCACCGACGGAGAAAGAGCCACGUGCAUCUGUUUAG